Molecule: messenger RNA, 2991 nt
Organism: Maniola jurtina (meadow brown)
Lineage: Eukaryota; Metazoa; Arthropoda; Insecta; Lepidoptera; Nymphalidae
Gene: fidipidine
Product: coiled-coil domain-containing protein 93
Exons: 10
Coding region: 206-1978 (590 amino acids)
Biological process (GO): Golgi to plasma membrane transport
Source: RefSeq, a predicted model, not a curated record
UUCUUUGGUGCUCUGAGCUGUCUGUCAAUUUCAAAAUCAAAAUGCCUUGAUUUUAUUUAAUUUUAAAGGCUUUGAAGGUAUUAUCUUUUAAACUACGAUAUAAGAAUCAUAUUAUUAAAGUAGUUCUACUUGAGAAUAAGUACUUGUGCAAGCUAUUAAACUAUCAACAUUAUUGCGAUAUAAUAAAUUACUUAAAUAAUUGACCAUGGCCACUAAACAGAAGAAUAUUUUUACUAGAAGUAAACCUUUGAUGAACAUUUACAGUGGAGUGGAUCAGGAAGGCAAAGAGGUGGAAGUACGUGAAGAUGCAGAGCAGCUUGUUAAAUGGCAUGAAAUAUCAGAUGCACUAGUAGCUGCCGGGUACUAUAGGGCCCAAUUACAGGGCUUGUCAUCUUUUGAUAAAAUAGUUGGUGGUAUCACAUGGUGUAUUGAACUGUGUGAUAUAGAUGUUGAUAUUAGUUUAUUGUUUGAGGAGAAUCUUACCAUUGGGAAAAAGAUAGCAUUAACAGAGAAAAUAGUAAAAAUUCUACCAAGUAUGAAAUGCCCUUACAUUAUUGAACCACAUCAAAUACAAGGAUUAGAUUUUAUCAACAUCUUCCCACUGAUCCAGUGGUUGAUAAAAUACUCAAGUGAAUUCAGAGAAGCUAAAGAAGAUGAGCUGCGAAAGUUUGCUGUGAUGCAAUAUGAAAAAGAUCAUAUAUUUGAAUCUGAUCGUGCUAGUUACAUCCAAAAUGAAAAGCUAUUGAGGAAUCUUGUUAUUGUUCAGAACUUAUACAAACCAUGUAGAGUGAGGAAACGGAAAGGCGCCUUCCCUACCAAUGAGUUGGAGCAAGUGAAUGGAGUGUUGUCCGAGUACGACCAACGGAUGUUGAUGCAUGUGUCUAACCACAAGGAUAAGGAGAAACAGGAUGAGGGGCUUGAUUUCCUGUAUGAUUAUGAAAAAAGUCUGGCUGAUCCUUCUGAUAUGACAACAGAAACUGACAUGUUUUCUGAGGACAAAGAGAACAAAGACAUAGCCAAUACAAAAAUCCAUUAUGCAGUUCUACAUUCAGAACUAACUGGAGACGUCCCCAAAGAGUUAGAGCAGAAAGAGAAGAACAAAUAUUCCCAAGACAUUGAGAGAUUAACUAAAAUUAUUGAGACUAUGGAGAUGGAUAUAGAUGUAGUUCGUAAAGACCAUGAGGCAAGAAUGGAUAGUGCUAAGGCGCAAUAUGCGGAUAUUAUAAAUAGUUUGCAGACAAUAACUAAAAAGUUAAUGAAAACUGAUGAUUAUAGUGAUAAAAAUGUUAAAGAUAUUUAUAAGUCAUUGAAAGAACUAGCGAAGGAGAGAAAUGAACUGUUAAAAUUAAUUGAACACAGAGAAAAGGAACAUAGGAAAUUGGAAGAGCUAUUGAGAACUGCCAAAGAACCCGACAUGGUUGUGGAAGAGCAACCAUUAACUCCUGAAGAAUUGAAAGAGUUCCAAGACAGAGAGAAAAAGUUGAAAGAUUACAUCAGUGGUGUGCGAGUGGAGCUGGGGCACUUGAACAGACAAGUGUUGCGUUACUCGGUGGCUAUAGACGAGGUCCCGGGCACGGCGGAGCUGCUGCAGUACGAGAAGAGGUUCGUGGAGCUUUACAACCAAGUUGCGUCAAAGCAUAAGGAAACCAAGCAAUACUACAUAUUCUAUAACACUCUGUACGAAGUUAAACUCUAUACCUCCAAAGAGCUGAGUCUGUUGAAUUCUAUCUUAGAUAAUUAUGAUGAGGUGAUGUCAUCGGCACGGAAGAGGGAAGAGUUCAUGGUCCAGUUUGAGUCAAUAGUGGAAUGGGUGAACCAAACAGUCAAGAAAGUCGAACAAAAGUACAAACAUGAAAAGGAACAGAAAGCAGCGCUACACGCAGAAUAUUCUAGACUCAUGGACGUGCAAAGACAGUAUGCUGCUGCCUUGAAGAAGUUGGCAGAAGAGAGACACAAGUUUGGUAGGGACGAACCUUAGUUGUAUGGAACUGAUAAUGUCCUUUCGACCGAAUUUCGGCCACGGCGGCCUACCUCUACAGAGAUUUACCGUUUUUGCUCGAGAUAUUACAUUGUACAAGUAAUGUAUGCAAACAGGUGCACUUAUUGCCUUACUUUUCUCUUAAGUCUUUUCCUUUAGUCCAAUGGGUCGGUAAUCCGACACGACCGGAGAGAGAUUAGAAUUAGAUGUUCUCCGAAGCACGGAACACUGCCAAAUUCUCAACUACGGGCUGCUAGGAGAAUUCCGUGACCGAAAAACCCAAUGCUUACCUAUUUUUGGCCUAACCUGAGAGUCGAAUCCAGGACCUCGUCUUCCGUAAUCGAAACUAAGUACUAGACCAACGAGGCAUUAUGGAAUUGAUUUAGUGCAUGCUAAAAUGCUAAACAAGUAGACAAAUCUGGGCACGAGGUGUAUAACUGCGCAUUGUACAAAAACAGAUACCUAGGUGGGCCUGUGUAUUUGAUCCCCAGACUAUGGCUAAAAUCUAUAGAGCGACUUGGACUACGCUCAGACUUAAGUUUCAAUUAAAUCGAGACAGAUUUAUGCCAGCUAUAUAACUCGUCUCGCUGUCUCGUUUUAACAGUGUCUUAAAUCUGAGCAACGUCAAAGUGCGCUCUGUAGAUUUCAGCCUAUGACCAGCGCAGACCGCCAUAUUGCAAAUUCAGAUUGGACGACUUGUUUUGCGAUCAUUGUACUAUUUGUAAUCGAUUAACAAUAUUUUAUUGUCCGCUUACGAUACUUUUUUCGUCAGCUUACUAAUUUGCCAAUGUUACUAGAUUAUUAACUAGCGAUGCUAUGACUAUACAAAUGACUAGACCUAUCUACUUUGUAGUUAGCUUUGCAGUCAAAAUAACUAUAAAUAAUUAGUUAUUAAGUUAACUAAAAACUCAUCCAUUCCAUAUUAUAUUUGAAGACUGAGAUAAACUUGUUUUGUAUUUAUGCACUUUUGUAUGAGGAUUAUAAAAUAAAAUUUAAACAUGACGUAAGCAUUA